GCCGGCAGAUUUGAGCCGUUUCCCACAUGAGACGCCUGUUGCGCAACAUGUGGUUCCUGCUGCAGUCGCAGGCACAUGUUGACAUGUUUCCCUGAGACAGCCGGAGCGGGGUUUUCCUCUGACGUGUCAUCUGCUGGCGAGGGCUCAGAUAUGUGCUGCAUGUGCGUUUGAGCCCAGAUCACUGCAGCUGAGGAUUUGCAUGGGAACAGGGUGCAGAGAUGAAAGACGGGAGUGGUUUUCUAGUGUGGAAGGUGUUGCUGCUGGGGGUGUGCGUGCUGCUGCUCCUGGGCUCCGCUGGGUUGCUGCUCCUGCUGGUUCAGCACCAGGGGCUCUCCAGGGACAUGCUCAGACUGGAGUCCCAGAUGCAGGAGCUGGAGCAGAGGUGCAGGCUGCAGGCGAGGAUCCUGCCUGCUGAGCCCGGAGAGGCUGCAGAGCUGAAGAAGCUCCACCGCAGCAGGAGGGACCAGGAAGGAGAACCGGAACAGGUCCUGGACCAAGACAUGAUGAUGAUGAUGACAUACUCCAUGGUUCCCGUGAAAGCCUUUGCAGACCUGUGCAACAGCUCCAGAGGACUCUGUCUGACAGGUCCACCUGGACCGGCAGGUGCUCCGGGCCAGCCGGGCUCACCUGGACCACCGGGUGCAUCAGGUCCAGCGGGCCGACGUGGGAAAAGAGGUUCUCCUGGUCCAGCGGGUCCACUGGGUCCUGCUUGUUGUUUCACCGAAGGGAGGAACCAGACCAGCAGAGCGCACCUUCAUCAAAACAACCAGUCAAAGGGGUCACCAGACAAACCCGACCACAGCAGCGAUGCCGUCACCCUGACCGACCACCAGAGGUUUCUGGAGACAACUAUGAAAUAUGAGUCUGUAUCUUUUCCAUGGAAGCCCGGCUAUGCCCUGGUAAAUGACACCAAGAGGGACAACGUCACCGAGGCUCCAGUUAAACCAUCAACAAAUGUGGUUUCACCUCGUCCAGACGGACCUGACACCCGGACUGACACCAGUUCAGAGCUUCUACCAGGAACGUCUCUGAAAUCACUAACAGCGGUACCAACAUCAAACCCGGGACACGCCACCACAGACGCCCUGAACGGCACCGGCUCUGAGAACCAUCUGGACUCAACACUGGGACCAGAGACGACGCCACAUGACCGAGGAGACAACGGAGACGGGCCAGACGGUUUGGGCAGUGAAACCGGUUCUGUUACCGGAGCGUCUCCUGGAUCUUUAACAGCGGUACCGACACCAGACCCGGGUCGUUAUGUUUCUGAGCCUGAAAAGCGUGAGCACGCAUACUUGAACCCUGAGUCCCAAACCCCCGACCCAGCUGAACCCACCAGACAUGUGCCGACUGCUGCAGAGACACUUACAACACCAGAGAGGAAGUUAAACCUGUGGAGCUUUGAGCUGUGGUUGCUGUGGUUGUUUCCUCUGUCUCUAGAGAGAGCAGCAUUUCACCAAGAUGGCGGUCCGGGCGGUGAAAAUGUUACAGGAGGAGCAGUAACGGUGUUCCCUGAACGACCAACCGAGCAUUCAGCUGCAGACGCCAGAGACGCCUCCAGCGUUACCGAUGCCAACAAACAUCCAUCCUCAACCAGGAAACCUGAGUUGGAACCUUCUUCUGUCUCCCUGGGUGACACCAACCGUGACGGCACCACGGAGGCUCCAGUUAAAUCAUUAGCAGAAGUUUUCCCCGUUAACUCGGGAGACCACGGUGAUGCCGUCAGUGGACGUGGAAACGUCCCCAAAGACAUCGGGACGAGUGAUGUGGUUUCACCUCGUCCAGACGGACCUGACACCGGGACUGACACCAGUUCAGAGCUUCUACCAGGAACGUCUCUGAAAUCACUAACGGCGGUACCAACACCAAACCCGGGACACGCCACCACAGACGUCCUGAACGGCACCGGCUCUGAGAACCAUCUGGACUCAAGACUGGGACCAGAGACGACGUCACAUGACCGAGGAGACAACGGAGGAGGGCCGGACGGUUUGGGCAGUGAAACGGGUUCUGUUACCGGAGCGUCUCCUGGAUCUUUAACAGCGGUACCGACACCAAACCCGGGACAUGCCACCACAGACGCCCUGAACGGGACCGGCUCUGAGACGCUUGCACAUACACACAUCAAUCUUGAAUCACCGAGUCCAAGUCCAACUGAGAAUAUCAGAAAUGCUGUAAACGGGACCGGCUCUGAGAACCAUCUGGACUCAAGACUUGGACCAGAGAAGACGCCACAUGACCGAGGAGACAACGGAGGAGGGCCGGACGGUGAAAGUGUUACCAAGGGACUGAUGAAUGCGUCAGGUUCGGCUGAUGGAAACCACAGCAGGGAGCUCUUCAGCGGAAGUGGAGCCUUCAUCAAAACGAGCACGAAAACCGUGUCAACAACACCUGAGAACACCAGAGAGGCUUUCAACUUCACUGAUUUUGAAAAUCAUCUGGACAGAAAAGAAGAACUUGCUUCAGCAUCGUUUCAUCAACACGACGGCCGCAACGCUCUGGACGACUCCAAAAGAGAGAACGAGUUAACCGCAACAUUAUUCCCAACUGCAUCGUCUGGGAACCAGAGGAGAGACAUGUCAACCAGCAGCAAAGACAUCCUGCACAAACCCAUGAAAAGUGACUCCUCCCAUGAUUUCCACGCCCACAAUAAGAUUAAUGUGACCACCAAUGAGAUACGGACAAAAACUGAUUGUCACAUUAAAACCAUUCAAUGUUCGGACAAGCCAACCAAAAUGCAAUCGACCUUUGGAGCCUUGAUGUCAGACGCGUCGCGGCAGGAUGACGCCCGAUUUUGGAUGGCAGAACAUUUCUCAGGUCGAGUUUUGCUGGAGUUCAGAAACAUGUCAUCGUUUCACAUAAACAACAAGACCAUAGACGUGGGGAGGUUCUACCAGGGUUGCGGUCAUGUCGUUUAUAAGGGCUCCUUUUACUUCCACCACGGAGGGCACAACAGGCUUGUGAAGUUUGACUUGAACACGGGGAGAACCAGAACUCGAAUCAUGCCGGAGAGCAGAUACCGCAACCUCCUGUAUCUUUUCAGAAACUCAAAGACAUAUUUCAAGUUUGCUGUGGAUGAGAGUGGACUGUGGGUCAUCUACGCCUCGAGCACGGACGAUAACGCAGUGGUUGCAAAGCUCGACCCCGACACGUUCACCGUGGAGUCCAUCAUUAACACGGCAUACCCCGCGGCUAAAGCAGGAAACGCUUUCCUCGUCUGUGGGGUGCUGUACUUCACAGAUGACAAAGACAAACGAGUGACGUAUGCCUUUGAUUUAAUGACGCAGAGUCCUCUCGACGCAAGUUUUGAUCUAAGGCCGUCCAGUGGCAUCUUGGCGAUGCUUUCAUAUUAUCCACACAAAAGGCUUGCGUAUAUGUGGGACAACAGAAGUGUGAAUAUGUGUAAAGUGAAAUUCAAACACACAUGAAAAUGAUAAUCUGGCCGUUUUUUUGACUGUUUACAUCAGAAUUAUAAAACCUUUUUGUUAAAAUAUCAAGUAAAUCUUUAAUCUCAAAUAAUGACUAUAGCAGCAAGGCAUUAAAUGAGGUUCCCAAAGCUGGAAUAUGAAUCAAAGUACAACCCCAAAAUUUUUUGACAAUAUGGAAAAUGCAACAAAAUAAAUAAAUAAAUAAAAAGGCCUGCAACACAUUUUAAAAUCAGUCAUUACUGGGGAAAUGUAAUGCUUCAUUUCUGCUCUGUUGCUAUUGUUGUUCUACUUAUUGUUAUGGGUGUGAGCGUGCUGCUGAGUGUGUGUAUAACACAUGUAUCUGCGUGUGUGAGAUUUGGCUUAUUUGGAUGUGUUUUAGUGUUUUUUUUUAUUAUUUAUGUUGCUUCUUUUUUUAAUCCAAAGCACUGGUUGUAUCAGACGUGCCACACAAAUAAAGUUGAACUGAUUGGUUGUAA
This is a messenger RNA of Cololabis saira (Pacific saury), 3904 nucleotides long. Its product is annotated as collagen alpha-1(I) chain-like. The transcript has 29 exons. Gene Ontology annotation, cellular component: cell surface. The coding region runs from base 219 to 3428 and encodes 1069 amino acids. Lineage: Eukaryota; Metazoa; Chordata; Actinopteri; Beloniformes; Belonidae. Gene Ontology annotation, biological process: signal transduction. The record is from RefSeq and is a predicted model, not a curated record.